AUGCUUGAGGGGGGCCCCUCACCUGAGGGGCCCCUGGGUUCGUUUGGGGGUGUUAUCGCUGCUGCUGCGUUUAUUGACCAGUUUGUAGUCAGGGGGGCCCCCACAGAAACUAGCAGGGGGGCCCCUGGUGGCUGUGAUGAGGGGCCCCCUUGUUGCUGUGACGAGGGGGCCCCUGGUGGGUAUGAGGGGGGGGCCCCUGAGGAGACAGAUGGUGUGGGGGGGGAGGAGACAGCUGGGGCGUUGUCUGUAGUGAAUGUGUUGACUUCUGCUGCUGCUGUUUGUGCUGCUGUUUGCGGCAUUGAGAGAGGGGAUGGGGGCCCCCAAGGAGACAAAGAAAAUACAAAAGAAACAGAAAAAAAAAAAGAGAUUACAGCAGCACAGCUGCUGUCUCUUCCUCUUGCUGCUGCAGCACCAGACGCACCGCUACACCCCUACCCCUCAGUUGUCUCUCUGCUGCUGCUGCUGCUCAAGGGAACCCCACCAGAACCACAAGCAGCAGCAGCAGCAGCAGCAGCAACAGAAGCAGCAGCAACGCCAGCAACAGCAACAGCAACAGCAGCAGCAGCAGCAACAGCAGCAGCAGCAGCAGCUCCCCCCGUCUCUCCUGCUGCUGCUCCAGCAUCUACUUCUCCUCCUUAUGUGUCUCCUCCUUGGGGGGCCCCCCAUGAAACCCCACUGCCUGAAGGCAAGGCCUCGCACGCUGCUGUCUCUGACAUGUGGCUGGCUCCUGCAAGGGGCCCCAACAGGGGCCCCCGUAGGGGCCCCCCUAGGGGCCCCCAGGGCCCCCUGAGCCCCGCGAAGGGCCCCGAGGGGGGCCCCCAAGGAAGCCCCCAGGGGGGCCCCCAAGGAAGCUCCCAGGGGGGCCCCCAGGGCGGCCCACAGGGGGGCCCACAGGGGGGCCCCACGGGGGGCCCCCAGGGGGCCCCCUUGAUGGGUGGUGGGGGUGAGGCAGCUGCUGAGACAGAGGAGAGAAGGGGCGGUGGUGCAGCAGCAUCUUUCUGGAUGGAUAGAGGGAUGCCGGAUGCUCUUGUUUGCCGCGCGAGGACAGCACAAGUUUAG
Molecule: messenger RNA, 1059 nt
Organism: Eimeria mitis
Lineage: Eukaryota; Apicomplexa; Conoidasida; Eucoccidiorida; Eimeriidae
Exons: 2
Coding region: 1-1059 (352 amino acids)
Source: RefSeq, a predicted model, not a curated record